Messenger RNA from Trichomycterus rosablanca, 1716 nucleotides. Its product is annotated as arginyl-tRNA--protein transferase 1. Gene Ontology annotation, cellular component: cytoplasm. The transcript has 13 exons. The coding region runs from base 1 to 1626 and encodes 541 amino acids. The record is from RefSeq and is a predicted model, not a curated record. Lineage: Eukaryota; Metazoa; Chordata; Actinopteri; Siluriformes; Trichomycteridae. Gene Ontology annotation, biological process: protein arginylation. Gene Ontology annotation, molecular function: arginyl-tRNA--protein transferase activity.
AUGGCUGCUGGUGGAUCAUACACUAUAGUGGAAUAUUUGGGGGGUGACGGUGGGCACCGGUGUGGUUAUUGUAAAAGCGAAAAUGGCAACUUGUCAGACGGUAUGUGGGCCCAUUCAAUGACAGUUCAGGACUACCAAGAUCUCAUCGACAGAGGAUGGAGAAGAAGUGGCAAGUAUGUUUACAAGCCUGUCAUGAACAAGACCUGCUGUCCACAAUACACAAUCAGAUGCCACGCCUUAAACUUCCAGCCUACAAAAACGCAUAAGAAAAUCUUAAAGAAGAUAAUGAAGUUUCUGUCUGAAGGAGAAAAGCCAGCUGGCCAAUGUGAUACUGGAUGUGAUGGUGAAACCAUGUUAGAAAAGGGAGGAGAUGGUUCAUCAAUGGAUCCUGUGAAAAUUCAGCACUCUCAGGUGGAGCGUCCCAUUAUUUCCAUCAGCCCUGAGAAGGACAUGGACACCAACUCAGCAGCAUCAGAGACUUCAGGAAAAGAACCAGCAUCUUCUUCUCCAGCAGUGAAGAGCCCACGACUUGCUCCCAAACCAGGAGUGGGGGCAGACCGGAGCCGGCCUCCGAGCCGAAAAGCAAAGGAUAUCCGGAAGGAGCGGCGACUACAAAAGGAGCAACAGAGGAAGCAGGUUGAAAGCAAUACAAAUGUAACUCCAGUUCAGCCAACCCCAACAUUUAAUCAGCCCAAAACCAUAGAGGAAUUUAUCGGUGACUCCCUGCCUGAUGACCUUCUACAUCGCUUAGAGGUGAGGGUAGUGCGCUCCGCGCCGCCCAGUCCACAGUUCAAAGCUUCUUUCGACGCUUCUUACCAAGUGUACAAACUCUACCAGAUGGUUAUUCAUCACGACCCACCUGAUAAGCCUAGUGAAAGCCAGGUGAGGCUAGUGCCAGUCAGCUUUGAGGACCCUGACUUCUUGGCAUCCUACAAGCAGUCAGCAGAGCUGUUUGCCUGUUACCAGAUGGCCAUUCAUGGCGACCAUUCAUUUGAAUGUGAUGAGAAUCAGUUUAAGAGGUUCCUCUGUGACUCACCACUAGAGGCCGAGAGAUCUCCUGAUGGACCUGAUAUGGGCUAUGGCUCUUUUCACCAGCAGUACUGGCUUGAUGGGCGGAUCGUGGCAGUUGGUGUUAUCGACAUUCUGCCAAAUUGUGUCUCCUCUGUCUACCUCUAUUACCACCCAGACUUUUCCUUCCUUUCACUGGGCACCUACUCUGCUCUCAGGGAGAUAGCCUUCACAAGGCAUUUACACAAGCAGUCGCCCAAGCUUUCCCUAUACUACCUGGGCUUUUACAUCCACUCGUGUCCCAAGAUGCGCUACAAGGGUCAGUACCUGCCUUCGGAACUUCUGUGCCCAGAGACGUACAUGUGGGUUCCCAUUGAAAGAUGCAUCCCUCACCUAGAGACAUCUGCCUACGCCCACUUAAAUGAGGACUGCAGAGCAGGUGAUGCUUGUGCUCUUAAAGAUCUGGGCAAGGUUCUGGUGCUGCACAGGAAGACGGUCAUGCCCUACGCUGCCUAUGCUCGUAAGCGAAAGGGCUCCAGUGAUGAGAAACAGGUGGAGCAGUAUGCACGGCUGGUGGGUCAGACCUGUGCAGAGAGGAUUCUACUCUUUCGAUCCUAGACUACUAUCUCACCAGUCUGCUUAGUUUCACCGUCUAAAAAUGUGUCUAGUCAUAUUAAUUUGGCUUUCAUUACACAGUCAAUUUCUUCA